AUGGACAGUGCCGAUCUAGAGAGAAGUUAUUCCCGGGAACAGCAAGGCUUAGGACCGGAGCACGAGGCUAUCACAUCGCCGGUCGCUCUUGUCCGGAGUUUUACGUCGAAGAGUCAGAAAAGCUCAAGAAGUUGGCAGAGCUCGAGGAAUCACACCGGCGUAGAAAGUUCGCGUGCUGCGCGACUGAGGGAACUUGGAAAAGAUGUCGACGAUUCUUCCCAUGCCGAAAAGGAAGACGCAAUUGAGAAAGUUGCUUCGCGAACACCAUCAACGCUUAGUUCGCCCGGAAGAUCAAAUGCUUCUUCGGUAAUGUCGAGCGUUCACGAUAGCCAUGCGAGUGGCCGAUGUGUUAUUCGCUUUGAAGACGGAGAUCCCGAAAACCCCAACAACUGGGGUCGCUGGAAGAAGAUCUACGCCCUUUUCGUGGCCAUCAUGAGCGGCAAUACCAUGACCUCGAGCCUAGCAGCCGGUGCUGCAGUCCCUAUAUCUCUUCACUUCAACGAGUACGAUGAGUAUAAACUCAUUUUACCGACUUCAAUGUACCUUGUCGGCUAUGCAUGCGGUCCUAUGCUCUGGGGCCCACUGUCGGAAUCGUACGGCCGCAAGGGAACCAUGGUGAUUUCUUUCGGCAUUUUCACAAUCUUUUCGGUCGCUUCAGCUCUUGCACCGAACUUUGCAGCGCUAGUAAUCUUCAGAUUGCUGGUUGGCGUGGGAGGUAGCUGUGCCAUCAGUGUUGUUGGUGGUAUAUGCGCAGACAUAUAUCACAACCCCAAGUAUCGUGGUAGGAGUAUGGCUAUCUUCAUGGCUGCGACAACCUUUGGCCCGAUCCUAGGCCCCUUGGUAUCAGGCUACAUUGCAGCUGUCUCUUGGAGCUGGGCCUUCUGGGUUGGAGCUAUAUUCGCCGGCGCAACAUGGCCGUUGUUCUACUUCUUUGAUGAGACAUAUGGUCCAACAAUCUUGAAGCGUCGGGCUCAUCGGUUACGCAUAGAGACUGGGGAUGAAAGGAUCGCGGCACCCCUGGAAUUAGAGAAGACAGAUUUGAACCACAUCGUCACUGUCAUCUUGACUAGACCAUUGCGCAUGAUCUGCUUCGAGCCUCUGGUAUUGUUCACUUGCUUGUACCUGAGUUAUGCCUAUGCCAUUUUCUACAUAUUUUUACAGUCCUAUCCCAUCAUAUUCCAAGGCAUCUAUCACUUUAAUGCUGGAGAGACCGGCAUUGCAUUUCUCCCCAUUGGCGUCGGUGCAGUCAUCUCUGCUGGUAUCUAUCUUUCUUGGGACUGGUACCUGGCACGCUCUCAACGUCUUAACCGGCCUUGGUCACAGGAUGAAGAGAUGCGUCGUCUACCUCUAGCAUGUAUAGCAGGCCCAUUUUUCGUCAUCAGUGCGUUUUGGCUUGGCUGGACAAGUAGAGAAGGCAUACACUGGAUCGUGCCCAUUCUCGCGGGCAUCUUGUUUGGCAUGGGUUACCUGUGUCUAUUCAUGGCGCUACUCAAUUACCUCGUUGACGCAUACGAAAUUUUUGCUGCAAGUGCAAUGGCUGCCGCCUCACUAUCCCGGUCUUCUUUCGGUGCUGUGCUGCCGUUCGCUGCAAAGCCAAUGUAUGGGGCUAUGGGUGUGGCGUGGGCGACGAGUCUACUAGGCUUCUUUAGUCUGGCGCUUUGUAUUGUGCCAUUUGUGUUUAUAAAGUGGGGUGGUGUCAUGAGGGAUCGAAGCAAAUUCUGUCAGUAUUUGAGGCAGAAGAAGAUGGAAGAGGAGAAAGACAAGGAGAGCGAAAGAGCGAAGGAGAAAGAGCGAGCGAGAUUGAGGGCGAAUGAAGUCAGCGCUGAGACAAACGAGAUUCAGGCGAAGGAAGAUGUUCGAUCGGACGAGAACGUCCAUAUCGGUAGAGUGGAGCACAUGAGGCAUAAAGCAUUUGUGUCCAAGGUUGUUGGGCUGGGCUCUCACACUGACCUUCGGUGCUUUAUUCUGCUGUGGCAGGACUUGACUGGCGGCCUACAAGUGCUGACUCGAAGAGGACAGUGGAUUGGGGCGACACAAAUUCCUGGCACAAUUGUGGUCAAUAUCGGAUACUUCCUUCAGCGCGUAGGCAAUGGUCCAUCUGUGAGCACCGUGCAUAGAGUGUUUUCGAGAGCUCAAGAAGAUCGCAUCAGUAUGCCUUUCAUCUUUGGCCUCGAUGUCAACGAAAAGGUUGGUGUAUUAGACGGUUGCAUCGCGGAGCGUGAGGUAGCAAAGUAUGAGCCCAUGAGCUGUGGAGAGACCGGAUCCAAUUAG
This is a messenger RNA of Alternaria burnsii, 2271 nucleotides long. Its product is annotated as mfs general substrate transporter. Gene Ontology annotation, biological process: transmembrane transport. The transcript has 12 exons. Gene Ontology annotation, molecular function: transmembrane transporter activity. The record is from RefSeq and is a predicted model, not a curated record. NCBI's taxonomy places the organism in Eukaryota, Fungi, Ascomycota, Dothideomycetes, Pleosporales, Pleosporaceae. Bases 1 to 2271 code for a protein of 756 amino acids.